AUGUCUAGGCGAAAGCAGCGGAAACCCCAACAGUUAAUCUCGGACUGCGAAGGUCCCAGCGCGUCUGACAACGGUGAUGCUAGCGAGGAGGACCACCCCCAGGUCUGUGCCAAGUGCUGCGCGCAGUUCACCAGCCCGACCGAGUUCCUCGCCCACCAGAAUGCGUGCUCUACCGAGCCCCCCGUGAUGGUGAUCCUCGGAGGCCAGGAGAACCCCGGCAGCGCUUCCGAGCCCCGGCCCGAGGGCCACAGCAGCCCCCAGGUCAUGGAGGUGGAGCACGGCCACCCCCCGGAUGCUGGGCCCUCCGUGCCCACGGACCCCACCUGGGGGGCGGAGCGGAGAGGAGAGGAGGCCGCGGGGCAUUUCCUAGUCGCUGGCACAGGGACAGCCGCUGCUGGGGGAGGAGGAGGAGGAGGAGGAGGAGGAGGCCUGAUCUUGGCCAGUCCCAAGCUGGGAGCCACCCCACUGCCUCCAGAGUCCACCCCUGCACCGCCGCCGCCUCCUCCGCCCCCACCGCCCCCACCGCAGCCCCCGGGCGUGGGCAGCGGCCACCUGAACAUCCCCCUGAUCCUGGAGGAGCUGAGAGUGCUGCAGCAGCGCCAGAUCCACCAGAUGCAGAUGACCGAGCAGAUCUGCAGACAGGUGCUCCUGCUCGGCUCCCUGGGCCAGACGGUGGGCGCGUCGGGCAGCCCCUCCGAGCUACCGGGGACGGGGACCGCCGCCGCCUCCACCAAGCCCCUGCUUCCGCUCUUCAGCCCCAUCAAGCCCGUGCAGACGAGCAAGACCCUGGCGUCUUCCUCCUCCUCCACCUCGUCCUCCUCAGGGGCAGAGACGCCCAAACAGGCUUUCUUCCACCUCUACCACCCGCUGGGGUCGCAGCACCCUUUUUCUGCUGGGGGUGCUGGGCGAAGCCACAAGCCCCCGCCCGCCCCCUCCCCAGCCCUGCCGGGCAGCACCGACCCGCUGAUCGCCUCGCCGCAUCUGGCCUUCCCGGGCACCACCACGGGGCUCCUGGCUGCGCAGUGUCUGGGGGCAGCCCGGGGCCUGGAGGCCGCCGCCGCCGCUUCCCCGGGGCUCCUGAAGCCGAAGAACGGCAGCGGCGAGCUGGGCUUCGGGGAGGUGAUGGGCCCCUUGGAGAAGCCCGGGGGACGGCACAAGUGCCGCUUCUGCGCCAAGGUCUUCGGCAGCGACAGCGCCCUGCAGAUCCAUCUGCGCUCGCACACGGGCGAGAGGCCCUACAAGUGUAACGUCUGCGGCAACCGCUUCACCACCCGGGGCAACCUCAAGGUGCACUUCCACCGGCACCGGGAGAAGUACCCGCACGUGCAGAUGAACCCCCACCCGGUGCCGGAGCACCUGGACUACGUCAUCACCAGCAGCGGCCUGCCCUACGGCAUGUCCGUGCCGCCGGAGAAGGCGGAGGAGGAGGCGGCCGCGGGGCCGGGGGCCGGUGCGGGCGCGGAGCGCAAGCCCCUGGUGGCCGCCACCGCCGCGCUCAGCGCCACCGAGAGCCUCACGCUGCUCUCCACCGGCGCCGGCGCGGCCACGGCGCCCGCGCUCCCCGCCUUCAACAAGUUCGUGCUCAUGAAGGCGGUGGAGCCGAAGAGCAAAGCCGAUGAGAACACCCCUCCGGGGACCGAGGCCUCCGCCCUCGCAGGGGUGACCGAAAGCGGCGCGGCCACGCGCAUGCAGCUGAGCAAGCUGGUGACGUCCCUCCCCAGCUGGGCCCUGCUCACCAACCACUUCAAGUCCGCGGGCAGCUUCCCCUUCCCCUACGUGCUCGAGCCCCUGGGGGCCUCGCCCUCCGAGACAUCGAAGCUGCAGCAGCUGGUGGAAAAGAUUGACCGGCAGGGAGCCGGAGCCGGGGCCGUGGCCUCCACUGCCUCGGGAGCCGCCACGACCUCUGCCCCCGCGGCUUCGUCCUCCGCUUCCUCCUCGGGACCCAACCAGUGCGUCAUCUGCCUGCGGGUGCUGAGCUGCCCGCGGGCCCUGCGCCUGCACUACGGCCAGCACGGAGGCGAGCGGCCCUUCAAAUGCAAGGUGUGCGGCAGGGCCUUUUCCACCCGCGGCAACCUGCGCGCGCAUUUCGUGGGCCACAAGGCCAGCCCGGCCUCGCGGGCCCAGAAUUCCUGCCCCAUCUGCCAGAAGAAGUUCACCAACGCGGUGUCUCUGCAGCAGCACGUGCGGAUGCACCUGGGGGGCCAGAUCCCCAACGGGGGUAACCCGCUCCCUGAGGGUGGCGGAGCUGCCCAGGAGAAUGGCUCUGAGCAGUCUACUCCAGUCUCCGGGGCGGGGGGCUUCCCCCAGCAGCCGUCUCAGCAGCCGUCCCCAGAAGAGGAGUUGUCCGAAGAGGAGGAGGAGGAAGAGGAAGAAGAGGAGGAUGUGACUGAUGAAGAUUCUCUGGCAGGAAGAGGCUCAGAGAGCGGAGGUGAGAAGGCGAUAUCAGUGCGAGGUGAUUCCGAAGAGGCGUCUGGAGGAGAGGAGGAGGUGGGGAUGGUGGUGGCGGCGGCAGCCACAGCUGGGAAGGAGAUGGACAGCAAUGAGAAAGCAAUCCAGCCUCCUUCGCUGCCGCCGCCACUGCCACCGCCGUCAGACAGCCUGGAUCAAACACAGCCGAGGGAGCAGGGGGCCAGUGAUGUUGCAGAAGUCGCAGAAGACGGGGGCAAACCGGAGAGAAGCUCAAGCCCAAAGGCAGCCCUCACCCUCGAAGGGGAAGGCAGUAGCACCACCACCUUGGUGGAGGAGCUGAGCGUGCAGGAAGCGAUGAGGAAGGAGCCAGGAGAGAGCAGUAGCAGAAAGGCCUGCGAGGUGUGUGGCCAGACCUUCCCCGCCCAGGCAGCUCUGGAGGAGCAUCAGAAGACCCACCCCAAGGAGGGGCCGCUCCUCACUUGCAUUUUCUGCAGGCAGGGCUUUCUCGAGCGGGCUACGCUCAAGAAGCAUAUGCUGCUGGCUCACCACCAGGUACAGCCCUUCGCCCCGCAUGGCCCUCAGAAUAUGGCUGCGCUUUCCUUGGUCCCGGGCUGUUCUCCCUCCAUCACUUCCCCAGGGCUCUCCCCCUUUCCCAGAAAAGAUGACCCUACAAUCCCAUGA
Pipistrellus nathusii (Nathusius's pipistrelle) is the source of this 3090-nucleotide messenger RNA. The record is from the annotation of a GenBank genome assembly. NCBI's taxonomy places the organism in Eukaryota, Metazoa, Chordata, Mammalia, Chiroptera, Vespertilionidae.